Molecule: messenger RNA, 2577 nt
Organism: Phytophthora infestans T30-4
Lineage: Eukaryota; Oomycota; Peronosporomycetes; Peronosporales; Peronosporaceae
Product: P-type ATPase (P-ATPase) Superfamily
Exons: 4
Coding region: 1-2577 (858 amino acids)
Cellular component (GO): membrane
Molecular function (GO): ATP binding; ATP hydrolysis activity; P-type transmembrane transporter activity
Source: RefSeq, a predicted model, not a curated record
AUGCCGUCGCUGCCAGUGUCCAUGGCGCAGGAGUUCUUCACUCUGUUCUACAUCUACCAGAUCAUGUGCUACUACGUCUGGUACUACUUCACGUACUGGAACAUGGGGAUUGUCAUGACGGUCGUGGUGCUGGGUGCCGCCGUGGUUAACAUCUACACGCAGCGUCAGAUCCAGUCGUCGAUUGUCAAGAUGACCCGCUAUCGCACGGAUGUGACGGCGUUCCGUGCCGGUGAGUGGCGAGUGUUGUCCUCUCCCUAUUUGGCCUCUGGUGAUCUGGUGAAGGUGUCGGAGAACUGGGUGGUGCCGUGCGAUAUGGCCAUCGUGAAGGGCACGACGGUGUGUGACGAGUCCAUGUUGACCGGUGAAUCGAUGCCGGUGCAGAAGUUCCCGAUCCCUGAACACAGCUCGGAAGUGUAUGACCCGGAGAAGGGCAGCAAGAAGCACACGCUGUUCGCUGGUACUCGCGUCUUGUCUUCGGGUCGCAAUGAGGAGAUUCUGGCGAUUGUACAGACAACUGGUGCGCAUACGACGAAGGGUCAGUUGAUUCAGUCGAUCCUGUUCCCAAUCCCGAUGCGAUUCAACAACCGGUUCGCAACGUUCUUCACGUGCAUCUUCAUGUUAACUGCCGUCGUUAGCCCAUUACUACCAAUUGUCAUCACCGUCGGCCAGGUGAACGCCUCCCAGCGUCUCGAAAAGCUCGGCGUUUUCUCGCUCAAUGUCCAGCGUAUCACUCUCGCCGGUAAGGUGCGCAUUUUCUGCUUCGACAAGACCGGCACCCUCACCAAGCAGGGACUCGACUUCCUCGGCGUACAACCGGUUAGAGACGGCCUCUUCACCCCCAUUGUCAACGAUGUGAAGGACGCAUCGUCGUUUGAAGAUCUUCUGUACGCACUGACGACGUGCCACUCGGUCGGCUCUCUUGAAGACCGUCUCGUGGGUAACGAAGUGGAGGUGCGCAUGUUCACGGCCACGGGUUGGGAGCUGGUCAAGAAGGAAGGAGAACAGCCGUGUGUGAAGUCGAAGGUGGACCCGGGACUGGAACUGGAGUUCAUCAAGCGCUACGACUUCGACCACCACCGCAUGUCCAUGAGCGUCGUGGUGCGCAACCGCAAGAGUGGCAAGUACUAUGUGUUCUGCAAGGGGUCGUACGAGCGCAUGCAACAGCUGAGCACACCUGGCAGUGUGCCGGCGGACUACAAGAGCGUGGCCGACCGUCUCGCCAAGGACGGAUGCUACGUUUUGGGUCUGUCGUACCGCGAGCUGCCGAGCGACUGGACGCAUGAGCAAGUUGUCGAGUUUGCCAACGACCGCGAGGCUGUGGACGAGAGUCUGUCGCUGCUGGGUCUCAUUCUGUUCCGUAACGAGCUCAAGGACGACACGGCCGACGCCAUCGCCAAGCUCAAGGCCGGCGACAUUCGCACCGUCAUGAUCACGGGUGACAACGCCAUGUGCGGCUGCUACAUUGCUCGCCAGAGCGGCAUGGUGUCGUCGAGCUCUCGUGUGAUUCUGGGUGAGAUGGUGUCAACGACUGAGUUCAAGAAGUUGGUGUGGCGCGACGUGGACUCGGAGGAAGAGUAUGACCUGCCUGCGGUGAAGAGUUUGGUCGAACGGGGCGAGGACGUGGAGCUGGCCGUCACGGGUGUGGCGUUCGACUACCUGGUGUCCAUGGGCGAGAUCAAGAGGUUGUUACUGCACAUCCGCAUCUACAGUCGCAUGACACCCGACGGCAAGGUGGAGUGUGUGAAGCUGCACAUGGAGACAGGAGCAGUGACUGGUAUGUGCGGCGACGGGGGCAACGACUGUGGUGCUCUUCGUUUCGCGCACUGCGGUGUGGCUCUGAGUGACGCUGAAGCUUCAGUUGUGUCGCCGUUCACGAGCAAGUCGAAGACGAUCCAGUCGGUGGUUGAUCUGUGCCUUUCUGAUUGUAUACGGCCUAAUUGGCUCGGUGAUGUGGGGCUUCCAGUCGUAUCACACCGUGAUGGUGUCGCACCACUGAAGGAACUAAAGCCUGUGCGCCCGACGUCCAGCCUCAUUGGACCCACCACACUCGUGUCACUGUUCGGCCAGCAGCUUGUCAACGUCAUUUUCCUAUGCUGCAGCGUCCAUCUAUUAACCAGCGAAAUCUGGUACUGCCCAUUUUCACCCGAGAACAUCGAUGCGGCCAAGUGGUGGCUCAUGGCGGAUAACCACUUGUCAACAUUGUUCUUCUUCACGAUCAUCUUCCAGCAACACACGGCUGCUUGGGUCUUCAGCUUCGGCUCGCACUACCGCCAGCCAAUCUUGAAAAACAAUGUGCUCAUGGGAUUCGUUGCGGUAUUAGUGACUAUCGAUCUGUAUUUGCUUCUGGGCGAACCUACCGGUAGCGCCUUCACCGACCAGUUCCGUAUCUCCAGCAGCACGAACGUCAUUGGAUUGCCGGAUAUUCCCAUGCCUUUCAGCUUCCGUCUCAAGUAUUUCGGUCUCGUUUCAGGCAGCUUUAUUACUAGUGUCUCCUUCCAGUAUUUUGUAGUUCUCGGUCCCGUACGCUCCCAUUUCCGGGAGAAAUAUCACUCAGACGCGAUCCCCAUGAGGAAAUAG